AUGGCACAGACUCCGUCCACAAGGACAUUGACCUUUGUGGUUGAACAUCUCGACCCUGAACUAGGACCCUGGUCCGCUCUGGAAUAUGCAUGUAUCGCACGCGAAUCCAAAGAAUCUGGCGCUCAGUUUCUGUUGACUUCCGUCCCCGAGGAGCUACAGAUGCCAGACAAUCUGGCGCGUAUGGAGGAACUCAAGGUUGAGCGACGCAGUGUGGAGGAAAUUUUUGCGGAUCGCAAGUCGAGAGUGUGUCUGCUCGAUCCGGCUGCAAAGACAGAGUUGAGCCCAGCGGAUGGAGAUGAUUUUGACGUGUUUCUGUUUGGUGGUAUACUCGGCGAUGACCCUCCAAGAGACCGCACAUCUGAGCUACGAAAAAAGGGCUACACCGGACGACGACUUGGCCCUGUGCAGAUGACCACAGAUACCGCCGUGAGAGUGACUCGUAUGAUUUCACUAGAUCGAAUUCCACUGGACAAGAUCCCCUACGUGGAUCACCCUGAAUUGCGCAUCAACGAACAUGAAAGUACAGAAAUGCCAUUCCGAUAUGUUCGGGAUAGCCAGGGGAAGCCCAUUAUGCCUGAUGGCAUGGUCGAGCUGAUUAAGAAGGAUGCCGACAAGUCUUUGGAUGAUAUGUUUUGA
Molecule: messenger RNA, 636 nt
Organism: Talaromyces amestolkiae
Lineage: Eukaryota; Fungi; Ascomycota; Eurotiomycetes; Eurotiales; Trichocomaceae
Exons: 5
Coding region: 1-636 (211 amino acids)
Biological process (GO): peptidyl-arginine methylation
Molecular function (GO): protein-arginine omega-N monomethyltransferase activity
Source: RefSeq, a predicted model, not a curated record